AUGGCGUACAGUGUCCCCCUCAUUCUGUACGUGAUCAUCCAGUUCGCGGCGUUCCUCCUGGUGCUGGCGGGUACACCGUCUGGCAUGUUCCGCAGCGGGUCCCCAAGUUUCCCGGGCCCGUUUGGCUGUAUAACCCUAUGGGGUUUGAAGCUAACCUGCGCGUCUGUGGAUUACAACGUCACAAUUCACUUCUUCUUUCGGAACUGCCGUAACCGCCUCAACCUUUUCCGCGCUGCACAGGGGCUUGCUAUUUGUCACAUCUUCGUGUACGGUGCGGCGUUCAUCC
Molecule: messenger RNA, 286 nt
Organism: Leishmania mexicana MHOM/GT/2001/U1103
Lineage: Eukaryota; Euglenozoa; Kinetoplastea; Trypanosomatida; Trypanosomatidae
Exons: 1
Source: RefSeq, a predicted model, not a curated record